AUGGUGGUUCACCAACAUUUGACAUCUUUGACCAUAAACGACGGAUUGGACUAGUUAAAUCACCAAAUUAAUUAUUUGGAUAAAGCCUUUUGGAAUUGGCAUUUAGGCUGGAUCUGCUAUCUGCUACUUCCAGCGGCACUAGGCUUGCUUAUCCCAAACUUUGGGCUACCACCAUGUCGCCGGUCAUGGCUCUGUCGUCGCUGGGGUCGGAAUCGGAGAUUGGAGCGAUGCACUGAGCCCGGUCAAUCGUCGCUGCGCAGCCAGCUGGAACUGCAAAUUGGGGCUCUGAGCUUUCCCCUUUACGGGUUGGAGUGCCCAAAUCCAGGCGCAUGUGCCUCACUAUCGAACAAGAUGUGUUGAUGGUUUGCCGGCCCGCCCUCUAUUGCCAACGUGUUGGCUUUGCUGCUGACUGAAGUCCGGCGAACGGGGUGGGGAUUGGCGGUGGUGCACGAACUGAUCCGCCGGCCCCCAUCAGAAUCUGGUCCGCCCCUUUCCUCCUCUUUGAUAUUAGCCUAACAGAAAUUGGUUUUGCAGCUUCAAUUUCCACCAUCUGUCGUGGUCUACCGGUCUGAAUAGCAUCGUCUGCGGUUUGCCCUCAGAAAACAUUAGAGGCAUUAACGAGGCUCCCCCGCCUAGUCAGAUUUACGCAGAGAUUUACUCUCUCCAAUCAUCAAUCAAUCCAACCCCCAGAGGGUCCAGUCUCACCCACACAGAUUUCUACUCAAUGGUGGCCGGUGGAAGAAGCUCAAAUCUCAGGGCCAAAAUUAAGCGCCUUUGGUCGGCGGAGCUCUGGUACUGUCUGCUGGUCGGCAGGGCAGCAGGGGAAAACACACUGCUCCUUGUGGCAUCUUAAUCGGAAUUUGCAGAUUAAAAGAAAAGAACGGAUCUUAUUGGAGACCCCAUUCGUCGGCUGGAUUGGGAUUCAGCCUUUGUUCUAAAUGGAAUUUCUGUGUAGUCUCCCAGGGAGAACACAAGGAUUCACCGCAAGGAUGAAUCUCUAGAAAGAAAAGAAUGGCAAAAAUCUGGUUGAAAAUUUUUUGAGAGCACGCUUGAUGCGUUCGACAAUCUCAAUGUUGGAUUAUGGCAUCGAAUUGAAGGAGAAAAUGUACGAAGAAGAAGCUAAGUGAAUAAUGUUGUGUAUUGAGCCUCCUUUUCCCCCUUCCCUCUCCCAAGAAAAGGGUUUCAAGAAAGAUAGAUGAGGGUUUCUUUCAAUUGGUGGAAUAUGAGAAAAUUCCAUUCUUUUGUACCCAUUGUCGUCAGCAAGGACACUCUAUUGAAAGGUGCAAGCUUUUGGAGGAGUAUAAUUAAUGCGUUUGAGACUCGGAGGAAGGGGAAGGAUCGGAGCAUGUUCAAGAGCCACGGCCGAAACGGGAUCCCAGCAAAAGUGUAGAAAGAAUAUUUUCAUUAAUGAAUUGUGGUCAUUACAUGUGAAUAUACUAGGAAUCUCAAUCCUAAUUAUGGUAGGAGAGACAUAGUAGGAAGCUGAUACAAUUAUGGUAACAAUAUAAUACGUACACUAAUAUUAAAUAUAUAAAUAAUACUUCCUCUGUCCACCAUAGAUCUUCCCGGAACAACGCCGGAGUCUACCACAAUCUUUAUGCUAGUAAAGAUUAUAGUAGUAUAAAAUAUAAAGAUUAAAAUUUGGGAUAAUAAUAAUCUUGUAUAUUUCUAUAGAAAAUAUUUCCAAUAAUAUUUAGAAAAUAUUAUAGAUAUUUUCUAUACACAAAAUGAUAUAUGUGGAAGUGUGGAACCAAAAUAAUAUUUUAUCUCACUAGAAAAUAUUAUGGCCGAAACUCCACUAAUUUCAAUCAUGGAAAUUUGAUCCUUUAAAAUCUCCACUUGGCCGAACAAUGAUAUGAGAAGGAUUUGUGAAAUUCUUCUCCACUCAAAUGUUUAAAGUGUAUUUUAUUUGACACCAAAAAUUAAUAUAAAAUUAAUUUUAAAUCAAAUAAAAUACAAACAUCAUUUUUAAACAAGUAUAAAAAUAUACUUUAAAUAGUUUAUGUCAAAAUAAUUAUUUUCAUAAUUAAAAUGACAAACCAAAAUAAAAUAUUCAACAUAUAAUAUAUAUAUAUUAAUCGGCACAUAUAUAUAAUAUAUAUAACCGAAUAUUUAUAUAUAUAAUAUUACAUUCCAAAAUAUUUUAUUUUACUAUUUUUACAAAUAUACAAAUUACUUAUUAUCCCAUUGUUUAAUCCUACUCCUUAAAUUGUCCAAAGUGUGUGACUCGUAUAGGCACUUAUAAAGCUAGCCAUAGUAUUGGCUCUGCACCAAUACUAUAAACAAUAAGCGGUAUCUAGCAACACAUUAUUGUCCCCAGAUUAUAAGUUAAGACGUUUGCACCGUCAAAACCUUUCCACGACUCAGACUCUGUGUAACUGUAUCCCUUUGUCUCAAUGCCUAAACUUAAUGCAAGGGAUUAAUAAAAUCCAGCUUGUAUCCAUUAAGUCAUUCACUGAUUUAUCAAGUCUGACUAAUAGGAACAGACGUCAUAAAAAACAUCUCAGCAUGGCCAUGCAGUUUCCUCAGUCAUGACUUAUCAGUGGGCCCCAUAAGACAUUAAUCUCUUUUAAAAGAGUAGUGACAAAUCCUAUGUACGUAAUCUACGUUUCUGAAUACGCGCUGCGGCAAUACCCAAAACAAAGCCUGUAUACCAUCCUUAUUUCAUAUGGCUUAGGACGAUGCAUCAAAGUAUGCGGGUUCACAUAUGCAGAAAACGUAAUACUUCAAGUCGAAGGAUAGUUACACCCGUGGUCGUGCUAAAUAUGCUUAGAGCAUGAACUAAAAGUUCAAGCAACAUCUUUAGGAUGGGUCAGUCCGGCAUCCUAUUAUCUCUAGAUAAUAUCUGCCCAUGUGCGGAUGCGAACACACCGUCAUUGACUAUGAGACUAAUACGGAAUUGGUUCUCGAGUUGCAUGGCACGAGCGUGUUUAUUGUCGUGAAAGAGAUCAUGAAUCACCUUCCAGAGAGAAGCUGCAGAGGUGGUGGAAGAGAUGACAAGGUCCGAAACCUCGUCGGUGAUGGUGGAGAGAAUCCAGCCUUGAAGAAGAGCGUCCAGUUGAAACCAUUCAUCGUCGCCGUCGGAGAGUAUUUGAUUAUCCUAAAAGCUAUAGAGAAGGCAAUUGUCAAUUCUGAUCUUGGUAUGACUCCAAAUUCUGAUGGAGAAGUAAUAAGAUUAGCUCUCCCUCAAUUAACAUCUGAAAGGAGGAAGGAGUUGUCAAAAGUUGUGGCCAGGCAAGCUGAAGAAGGGAAGGUUGCUUUAAGGAACAUAAGAAGAGAUGCUGUCAAAUCGUAUGAAAAACUUGAGAAGGAGAAAAAACUCUCUGAAGACAAUGUAAAGGAUCUGUCUAAUGAUUUACAAAAAGUUACUGAUGAGUAUAUUAGGAAGAUCGAUGCAAUCUAUAAGCAGAAGGAGAAGGAAUUGCUGACCGUUUAGCAGCAGCUUUUGGGCACUCAAAGUUUAGUUUGGGUUUUACUGGAACACACGCACUUCCUCAGAUCUUCUAUGCCCAUGUUUAGUAUGUUUCUGAUUCAUAAAUUUUGUGCAGUUAUGUUUCAUGGGAAAGGCUGAUCAGUGUUGAAAAUCUGAAUCAGAUUUUACUUGUUUCAAAAGAAUAUGGACUAUGGAGUUUUGGUGUAUUUUUGGUAGGUAAAAAAGGCUAAACUAGGUA
Messenger RNA from Cuscuta campestris, 3671 nucleotides. The record is from the annotation of a GenBank genome assembly. Lineage: Eukaryota; Viridiplantae; Streptophyta; Magnoliopsida; Solanales; Convolvulaceae.